This is a messenger RNA of Phytophthora nicotianae INRA-310, 663 nucleotides long. RefSeq lists its product as hypothetical. The record is from RefSeq and is a predicted model, not a curated record. Bases 1 to 663 code for a protein of 220 amino acids. The transcript has a single exon. Lineage: Eukaryota; Oomycota; Peronosporomycetes; Peronosporales; Peronosporaceae.
AUGGACAAACGACAAAAAGAACUACUGGAGAUACCUGUACACCCUCCAGCCGUAUCAACUUGGUUGGGGAAUUUUAGGAAAAGUAUUCGUGACCUGCACAAGCCAAUGACACAGGAACGUGAACGGCAGACAGUGCGCAACCAACGAGCCCAACGGCCUGCUCGCUCUCCAAACUUUGAUGUGGGAGACUUUGUGCUGCGGUCGAGAGUAGACCAAAAGCACUACGAAAAGCUGUUAGUCACCUGGGUGGGACCUUACCAGGUAGUACGAGCAGACAAACACUAUUUCGCUGUUCUUCAUCUAUUGACAGGGGAGGAGGUGGAUGUUCACCCGUCCCGCUUGAAGUUCUACGCCGAUCACUCACUACAAGUUACCGAAGAGCUUCGGAACCACAUCGCCGCCCAAGGACUGAUGCUGUCGGUGGCCGAGCUCAAAGAAGCUCGGUGGAACAAAGCCAAAAAGGACUAUGAAGUCCUGGUGAGUUGGAAAGGACUUGAGUCGAUCGAAGGCUCCUGGGAAGUAUCAAAGCAGCUCAGUACGGACAUACCUGUUCUGCUAACACAAUUUGCGUCUCGAUCGAACGACAGACGGUUCGAGCGGCAUGUUGCUGCACAAAUCAAACCAAAGCCGAGGCCUACAGAUCGGUCACAACUGAAAGCAUAA